Callorhinchus milii (elephant shark) is the source of this 1871-nucleotide messenger RNA. RefSeq names its product ALG6 alpha-1,3-glucosyltransferase (gene alg6). Gene Ontology annotation, cellular component: endoplasmic reticulum membrane. Gene Ontology annotation, molecular function: dolichyl pyrophosphate Man9GlcNAc2 alpha-1,3-glucosyltransferase activity. NCBI's taxonomy places the organism in Eukaryota, Metazoa, Chordata, Chondrichthyes, Chimaeriformes, Callorhinchidae. The record is from RefSeq and is a predicted model, not a curated record. Gene Ontology annotation, biological process: protein N-linked glycosylation.
GAGUAGUACAGAGAAUAGGGGAGAGAGAGACCAGGGACAAGACAGGUUGAGGGCUGAGGGCUGGAGGAGCCGCAGUGAGAUGGAGGAAUGGAGCACAGUCCCUCUGAUAGUCAUCAUCAGCCUCACAGUGCGCUGGGCAGUGUCUCUCAACUCCUACUCAGGUGCAGGGAAGGCCCCCAUGUUUGGAGACUACGAGGCUCAGAGACACUGGCAAGAGGUGACGUAUAACCUGCCUGCUCACCAAUGGUAUUUCAACACGAGCCAGAACGAGCUGCAGUACUGGGGGCUGGAUUACCCCCCACUCACAGCCUAUCACAGCCUCGCCUGUGCCUAUGUAGCCCGGCUGAUAAACCCUGACUGGAUCGCACUCCGCACCUCCCGCGGCUACGAGAGUCCUGCCCACAAGCUCUUCAUGCGAGCGACAGUGCUUGUUGCCGACGUCGCCGUGUAUAUCCCCGCCGUCCUGUGUUACCUACAGCGGUGCCAGGCUCCUCGCGGCAAGAAGGUGGCCGCCAUGCUGUGUGCUCUACUGUAUCCCGGCCUCAUCCUCGUCGACCACGGACACUUCCAGUAUAACAGUGUGAGCCUGGGGUUGGGCGUGUGGGGGGCGCUGGGUCUGGCCUCGGGGCACCCCCUGCUGGGCUCCGCCGCCUUCUGCCUGGCGCUGAACUACAAGCAGAUGGAGCUGUACCACUCGCUGCCCUUCUUCUGCUACCUGCUGGGCUGGUGUGCGCGGGCAGGACUGCGCGGCCGAGGGUUGCUGUGGCUGCUGGCGGUGGCUGUGACGGUGCUGACCGUGUUUGCCGCGUGUUGGCUGCCGUUUCUUUCCGAUGUGGCUCACGUUCAGCAGCUGCUGCGGAGGCUUCCAGUGGAGAGGGGGCUGUUUGAGGACAAGGUGGGCAACGUGUGGUGUAGUCUAUCCGUGCUGUUCAAGCUCCAUAGGCUUCUGGCUCCCAGCACCCAGGUGUGGCUCAGUGCAGUGGCCACGCUGCUCUCUGUGCUGCCCGGCUGCCUGAAGCUGACGGUCACUCCCACUCUCCGGGGCUUCAGACUGGCUCUGGUGACCUGUUCCCUCUCCUUCUUCCUCUUCUCCUUCCAGGUGCAUGAGAAGUCCAUCCUCCUGGUGGCCGUGCCGGUCUGUCUGCUGCUGCAUGAAGUCCCCUUCAUGGCAACAUGGUUCCUGCUGGUAUCGACCUUCAGUAUGCUGCCCUUGCUGUUGAAGGAUGAGCUAUUGCUUCCCUACGUGGUCACCUCUCUGACCUUCCUUCUGGCCAGCACACAGCUGCUGCGGCCGCUGGACAGCACAUCUACGGUCGACCUACAGCUCCAGUCAUUUUCUCAGUGUCUCCGCAGAUACUUUCCGGGACUCCCAGCCCCCCCGCACCUACUCAAGCUCGCGUUCCUAUUGUCGAUGGCUGGCAUGGUGACACUGAGCCUGGCCAGUGCGGUGCUCGUGCCCCCCCGCACUCUCCCGGACCUCUUCCCGGUCCUCAUCUCCCUCUUCUCCUGCGGUCACUUCCUGCUAUUCCUGAUGUACUUUAACAUCGUGCUGCUGUGGGGGCCAGUGACAGUGACAGCCAACGAGCGGCGAGGGGGCAAAACCAAAUGAAGGAUAGCAGCAACGGCCUCCCUCGCCUCCUGAAGGAGCUCGUCGUGGCCAGGACGGAAGUGGGAAAGGAGGUGAGCAUUCCUGGCGGCGUUCCAGAGGGCCAGAGUAAGCAUCCCGACCGCCAACGAGAUUUGCUCAUCACAAAUCCCGAUUUCCUGGGAAUCUGGGAGAUUUAUUUACCUCAUAGACUGUAAGGAACCUUACAACGCUGAUUGUUUUUUAAAAAUAUUUUCCAAAAAUUCGUGUUUUUUGAGGGAAAAAA